GUCCGCCGGUUCUUCCUUUAUCGUUUCCUCCCUCCCUCCCACCCCGUAUGUACUCUCUUUGAGCAUACGGAAAGCAAAACCGACACGUCGCAGCUAUGGAUCACAUCCACCGGUUCACGUCUGAUCCUGGCAAACCUCCUGCGGACGGGCCCAUGAUAGACGCGGGCGACAUAGAACCUCUCAGCCUUGGAACGACGAGAACCCGUCUCGGCACGAUUCUUGACGAAAUGAAGUACACGGAAGACAGAGAAUUUGAUCGAGUCAGGGAACGAUUACGGACGAUCCUCCACAGGAUGUCACGGGAUGAUAUGCCACUGAACGACCUCCUCAGCUUCUGUGAUCAUGUUCGCAGGCUGGAGGCAGACUACCGGAGUUGCGAGGCUUCGCAGGUCCAACCAGGCGGUUGGGUCAAGAGAAAACACAGGUCGAAAAAGGCCCCGAAACGGCUCUUGAAGACGAUGCAGACCCUCGCAGAGCACUUGGAACAUAUGUUCCCUGAUUCCCUGAAGCUCAACCUGGACGACAGGAAAAGCCUCGGUGACGUCGUGGCCAAAGUUUCGGAGACGGUGGUGGAUUGCAACCCGCCAGCGGAGCGCAUUGCGAAGGCAGCCCAACCCAUCGAGGACGAGAGAGGGGCGAAGACGGUGACUGCCCACAAAGAUCUUGAGCCCGGGGAGCCUCGAGAGAAGUCGGCCGUGUCGGUGGAGGAAAAACCCCAGCUGCGAGAGACUGAAUGGUGGACGACAAGUUCUGAAGCGGCAGAAUCUUCGGAAGAGGAACAUUUGCGAUCGUGGCUCGACGAUUCAACUGACUCGGGGGAGGAGCAAUUGCAAUCGUGGUUCGAUAAUUCAUGUGACUCGGAGACACCGCCCACGACCUGCAAUGCGGCCACCGAGGUUGAGCUUGCACCACUACCUGCAACCAGCGAUGAAGCCGUCGAGGUUGAAUCUCUAGUGCCGCCAACCCGCAAUGAAGAUUUGAGUUCGGGGAUAUAUCGCAGAAUGUUGACGACUGAUGGCGAGUGGAUUAAAGGGAAAACUCAGCUGCAGGGGUAUGAAGAUAUAGAGAAUCACCAAAGACCAGCGACGAAAGCAUACGAUCCGGACAAUUUAGAAAUGGAGGAUGCAGAUAACUACCCGCAGACAUUUUUCGCUGAGGAGGAAAGCACCAUUGGUAGCUUUGCGAAGAUGAAGCUCGAGACUGCUCGCAAAGACCUGCGGACUCGGUUGGGCCGAGAGGGCCGGGAGGUGAUGAUGAUGCCGGAGGAAGAACGAUUGCCUGCAGAGAAUUCGUGCUGUGCAACCAGUUCUGGAGAGACAGCUGGGCUUGGACACACCUUGCUUCCAACGAGGAACGACGAUACCGCCAAGAUUGAAACCCAACUCCAACGCUCCCUGUCAGAUGUAUCGCAGAAACAUAACCAUGAGAGAGUCCAGGGCACGACCAGUCCGGAAUCUAGCGGUGGCGUUUCAAUCGACCGACACGUUUCAUUCAAGAUUGUGGAUCGAAGCAUCGGGAUUGUUGCAGAGGUCAACCUUUCCGACGUCGAAACCCAAAAUCCUCAUCCCCCGUCUUGUGCUCGACGUACAUGGAUUAGAUGUCAGCAUGUGCUGGAAAAAGGACUACCGCUCCCAGUGGCUUGGUGGCCGUUCGAUCCGCCAGAGCUUACAUAUAACGGAGAUUCUGUGGCCCAAUCCCAAAGGAUACCGCUUCAAUUGCCUUUGGAUGCAAUGGCCGAUGCGGUGUCUUCAGAGACGACAUCGGAAGGAUGGUCAUCUUCCGCUACUGGAAUUGCCGGCCAGACUCCUUCCAUUACGAGUGAGUCCGAUGGGAUCUCCAAAGCCGCACAGGAUAAGGAGACUAGGACUUCACCCGAUACUACAAACGUAAACCACGAGUCGCAAUACAUCUUACUGUGCUUUGAUGUCAGUAAGCUUCGGUUGCGGGACGGUUUUCGGCAUGAGUGUCUACUGCGGCAGAUUCAAAUCACGGACCCAACUUCUGAUCGACAAAUCUUUGAUUCGUUUCGGAAAGAAUUCUAUAGCAUCACUGGUAGCAUCAGGCGUUGCAUAUCUUUGAGGAUGCUGGCUCGUAUCGAAUUCGUGAAGAGCAAAUCAUAGUUCUCAUCGACACGCCGGGGGAAUUUCCUAUUAGGGAUUCCGAAAAGGAGAGUAACCCUUAAACUAACCUAUGGUUUAUCUACUACCUAGUUCGAGAUAUCCGACGG
This is a messenger RNA of Tricharina praecox, 2227 nucleotides long. RefSeq lists its product as uncharacterized. The transcript has 4 exons. The record is from RefSeq and is a predicted model, not a curated record. Lineage: Eukaryota; Fungi; Ascomycota; Pezizomycetes; Pezizales; Pyronemataceae. The coding region runs from base 96 to 2120 and encodes 674 amino acids.